GUUGCAAUUGGAGUUGCAAGGAGGAAAGGAGUCGCAGGAUGCUCUAAAGGAUCUGCAACACAUCCAUUGAUUGGCUAAAACUAAGGCAUUCCGGCAGGUGCAGCUAGGUGGUGAAGCCGCAACAGCGGCAUUGGGACAGAAAAUGAUCAAACUGCGACCAUAUGUGCCCUCAAAGAGGAUUGCCAUACGGGACUCGUCCAUCGAUGAGGAUGCCAGCGAUGAUGUCGAGGACGAGGUGUUCAUCAAGGAUGCGAGGUCAGCCAAGCGCAGCGAAGAGCAAGGUCUUAAGCGACCCUUAAUGGCUCCGCGGCGGAAGCACAGCUCUGGCGGACCCGGAAAUGGAUCAGGAUCAGGAUCGGCUCCCAUAAUGAAGCAGCACAGGAGACGUCGGUGUUGUCGGUGCUGUGAACCCUUCUGUUAUGCCCUGGCUGCCUUGACGGUCCUCUGUGCCGUGCUCAGUCUGGCAGCUCUCAUGUUAACGCUCUUCCCGCUGCCGCUCCAGCGUAUACGUCACUGGUGGCGCACCGAUCCUGCCCAGCUGGCGGCCAUGUCCUCUAACUCUGCCCGCAUUGGAUAUGGCAGUUCCCUGGGCAGUGAGUUUGUGCCAUGCACUCAGAUCAGUGUCCAGAAGAGAUGGAGCCGCAGUCUGCCGCGGAUGAAUAGCGAAAGUCCCCUGCGUGCGGCUGAUCUAAAUGGAGAUGGGAUCAGGGACGUGGUCUUUGGCUAUGGAGUGGAUGAUAACAUCCAUUACGAGGGUAUUCCCCUGCCACGCUGUCAGUCUGCCCAACAGGGCGAGGAGGUGCCCUGUGAGGGCGGAGUGGUGGCCUUGAAUGGACGCGAUGGUUCCAUCUUGUGGCAGUCAUGGAGUGUGGCCAAUGUCUUCUCGCUGCACUGCAGCGCGGAUGUGGAUGGAGACGGUGGCACGGACUGUGUGGCUGCCGGCAGACUUGGGAUGAUCUAUGCCAUCAAUGGACGCACUGGCUCCAUAAUCUGGCGCUUCCAUGAACUGGAGGUGGAGACCAACUCUCCGAUUGUGAUGGACUUGUACACCAUCAACGAGCUGCGAGAUCUGGAUGGAGAUUCAGUGCCAGAAAUUAUAGCAGCUCAUCUGGAGGAGCGGGAAGAGUCCAAGGCGGGUCACAUAAAGCUCAUCUCUGGUAAAACUGGAAAGGUUAUCCGCAGCAUACCAACGCCCUACAGGGAGGAGAUGUUUGUGCCAAUUCAACUCAUCACCGAGGCAGAUGGCACAGAGCUCUUGCUGAUCCUCACUGGUGGUCAGAAUACACCGGGUGGCAUUUACUCCCUGAGAUUGCAUUCCCUGAUGGCUCACACGAGUGAGAAGCAUUUCACGCCGCUCUACCGGCAACAGGGAUCGGGUCUCAUGGUACCCGCCGUGCUCACCGAUCUCAAUGGCGAUGGCAUCUCGGAUGUGGUGGUGGCAGCCUUUAACCGCAGUGUCCUCGCCUUCGAUGGAGCCAACUAUACGAUGAUGUGGAAUUACACAUUUCCGGCCAGCGAAUGUGUCAGUGCCAUUGUGCCGGGACACUUUGACCAUGACAAUGUGACGGAUUUCAUGGUGAAGUACAACACGGGUCCAGGCUUUCCCGUUUACUACUAUUCACAGACCACAAUUCUGGAUGGACGGACGGGAUUGCCCCAACUUAAUGCCAUGAUGACAGAUGCAGGUGGUGCCAACAGCCUUCUAGGUGGAGUCUCCAUUUCCCAGAGCUUUGGCGGGGACUUCUUCCUGCAUUGGCAGCUGCAGUGCCGGAAUCGUCCGGAAGCCCGUGAUGCCUACGAAUUCGUGCCGGAUAGCGACAUCAUCCUGCAGGCCAGAGCGGAUACCUGUCGCCUGCGUUACAACGAGUCCACGGUGCUGAAGCUCUACGGGAUUGCCAGACACAUCGAACCCCCAGGUGCUGUGCUCUUCAGCACCGAUGAUCUGGAGGUUCAGCUGAAUCGCACGCAACGACCAGCUCCAGCUGGUAAGAAAUCCCCUCUAAAGCAUCCCAAGCUGCUGAAGAAGCUACUGGCUGGAAAUCGGGAGCAACUACUGCGCCAGGUGGCAGCCGGAACAGCGAUAUCUGGCAUUGGAGCUGGAACGGAGCAGCCAGUGGGCAGAAGGACAAAGGGUCACCACAGACAUAAUGCAUUGACGGAGCAACAGCUGCAAGAGCUCUUGCCCCAGGGAGCAGACAAUGAGCUGCCCAGUUUUGGCAUGGCAGGGGGAUAUCCCAAGGAGUCGUACAAGGAGUUUAAGGAUUAUGAUCCCCUGCCGGAGAGUACAAAUCCACUGCGCGUCCAGGAGGAAUACGAUCUAGUGUACAACGAUGAUGUCCCGCCGUUGCUGGAGCAGGUCGAUCGACCCAUCCGCCUGAGGUCCAAAUAUCCCAGCUCCGGGAAUCGUGAUGUUCGCAGUGAUGACCUUGAUAAAGAUAGCAGCACCACUGCCCAAACAGGGUCUAGUACCACCACAGGGAUCCCCCUGGUGGCUCAGUCUCCGCUUAGCCUGUGGGAUCUGGAGCUAGAUAAUGAAGCACGAGAGCAGGCCGCCGAUGGUACUGCCGAGGAAAGAAGUAAGAUGACACUACGUCGGCGACGACGUGAGGGAGAGAGUGUUUCCGGUGCCACCACUUCAGCUGGAGAGGAAACAACAGGAGGCGAUGAUCCCAACGGACCAGAUUGGUACUUGGCUUCCAUCUCAUCAACCGGCGUCCUGCUCAAGGCGCUUGGUAAUGCCAGCUCCUCGCUGGACUUUGCUUUUGUGCUCAACAUCCGAGAGUCGGAGGCCUAUCCGCCGCUCUUUUCGCCACAGGAUCUUAGCUGUGUGGAGGAGAAAAUCAGCGCAUAUAAAAGUUACACCAUCGAUAACCUGCGCGUAUUGCGCAAACAGUUCCUUAAGCAGUGCCUCAACGAGCGACUGGUGGACGCCGAACCGGCUCUGCCAAAGUUCGAGUCACAGCUGGUGGUGACCCGCAUCGGGAUCACGUGCACCUGUCGAACCCUGAGACCAGGUGAGGUCUGCUCGGAACUGGAUCCGCUGGAGGGGCAGCGCUGGAGGGAGUUCAUGGGGAACUCGGGACAUGGCUUCUAUGCCAACAACUAAUUGCUAAAAUCGCUGCCGGUGGGAGGGAUUUCGCAGCGGAGGACUUGGCCCUUUUGGCCACCAAUGCUGGAAAGCUCAUCCUUGCCGGCCGCGCUAUCUCUUUCUCUCGAUGUCUCUGUCAAGUCAACAGUCACUAUUGUAAUUUAUUGUCAUUUGCGUGUUGUGGGGUUUCUUGUAAUCGUAACAGU
Molecule: messenger RNA, 3294 nt
Organism: Drosophila serrata
Lineage: Eukaryota; Metazoa; Arthropoda; Insecta; Diptera; Drosophilidae
Molecular function (GO): protein binding
Source: RefSeq, a predicted model, not a curated record